Molecule: messenger RNA, 316 nt
Organism: Ceraceosorus bombacis
Lineage: Eukaryota; Fungi; Basidiomycota; Exobasidiomycetes; Ceraceosorales; Ceraceosoraceae
Source: the annotation of a GenBank genome assembly
AUGAAACUCAUUCCGUUCGUCUUGGCGUUGGGAUGCGCAGUGCUGGCGGUGGAUGCCCAGAGAGUGGUGGAUCCAGGUGCAGCUGGCCAAGGAGGCGGUACCAAUGCGGGAACUGGCAACAAUAACAACAAUGGCAACAAUGCGCAGGGAGGUCAAGCGCAGCCGACCCAAGCGCCACAGGGUGGAACAGGCACAGGCACCAACAACACUUCAUCGCUCUCUUCCAUUCCUCAAAACGCAGCAGCUGGUGGAAUAACCAUCACGAAUCCUGUGCAAACAGCAGACGCUUCUUAUUACAAGAUAGCCUCGGGUAUCA